Messenger RNA from Argiope bruennichi, 1269 nucleotides. RefSeq names its product BOS complex subunit TMEM147-like. Bases 163 to 855 code for a protein of 230 amino acids. NCBI's taxonomy places the organism in Eukaryota, Metazoa, Arthropoda, Arachnida, Araneae, Araneidae. The record is from RefSeq and is a predicted model, not a curated record. The transcript is spliced from 5 exons.
UGUGCACAUUUUUAUACACAAAUUUUUUUUAUACUGAGGAAUUAAGUCAAAUAAUACCAUAAUUCAGCUGUCGGCCAGAUUAAAUAUCAAGAUAUAGUCAUAUUAAUUGUUUAAUUUAUUUAUUCUAGAUCACACUGUUAAGUUUUGCUAAAUUAUUCUAUCAUGACUCUGUUUCAUUUCGCAAACUGCAUAGCUCUAGCCUAUGCACCUUACUUCAUGACUUACAAAUGUUCAGGAUUAGCUGAAUAUGGAGUAUUUUGGAAAUGUAUUCAAGCAGGGGCCAUGUAUUUAUUUACACAGCUCUGCAAAAUGCUUCUUUUAGCUACUUUCUUUCCUGCAACUGACCUUACAGGUCUUGGAAGAAUGGAAACAGUGACAGAAUUUCUAAAAGACACAGUAGAUGUUGCUGAUUUAAUAGGCCUCCAUAUAGUGAUGACUAAAUUUGCUGGCAAAGGUGAAACCAAAUUUCUGGUUGCUGGAUUAGGAUGGGCAUCUGCAGAACUUCUGAUGACAAGAUUAGUUCCUCUUUGGGUAGGAGCUAGAAGUGUGGAAUUCGACUGGAAAUACUUACAGAUGAGUUUUGACUCAAAUAUUAGUUUGAUUCAUCAUAUUUCAACAGCCACAUUAGUAUGGUUGUGGAGUCGACAUGAUUUAAGGAAAACUCAUCUACCUGUUGUGAUGGUUUUGUUAGCUGUUGGAUGUUACAGACCUGUCAUAAUUGAAUUAUUUCAUUCUAUUCUUGGAUUGGGAGCCUGGUCUGUCUUGGCAGUUAAAGCUUCAGCAUCCCUUUCAAUUGCUUUAUUAUCGAUGCAUAUCUAUUAUAGUUUAACACAAGGACUUAAUUCAUAUUCAUAAAUAUUUCAUGUUUUUGUAGAUAUUCAAAUAUAUUUUAUAUAAAAAGUAUUUAAAAUAAACAGUCAUCUCAAUCUGAAUUUUUAAUAUCUUCAAUGCAAUUCUUGCUGAGAAAAUCCAAGAUUAUUAUAAAAAUGAUUCAACAAAAUAUUUUUUAUAAGUAAUUUAUAUUUGAAAAUACCUGUAAAAGAAGACAGGGCAUCAUUUUGAAAGCAAAACGGUUUUAAUACUUAAUUUCUAAUUUUACUUAAAAAAAUAAAAGGAAUACUAUGCAACAAAAACUUUUUUCAAUUAAUCAUAUGCUUGUUGAAAAUUCAAAAAAUCCAAAUUACUCUAUUGUCAUAUACUUAUUGUAACAGUACAAUAUAUAAGUUUUCUAAUAGUAUUGGAAUAAAAAUAUAUGAUCAGUUUUUUUUU